AUGGACGUCGACCCGGGCCAUCAGCUGCAGCACUCCCUUCAAUUGACGUGCAGUCGCGAUGCGUCCCCGCUCACUCACUCCCGGAAACACUCGCGCGGCAGCAGCGGCGAUUACUACGACGACGAGGACGAGAACGACGACGAUGAGCUGGACUUCUCGUCCGAUGAGUCCGGCCAAUUCGACGACGCCGAAGAAGAAAUCGUCUCCACACCGCAUCCGACCACAACCCGUUCGCCGUCCACCCACUCGACCAAGCGUCGCCGGUCGAACGACUGGCCCUUCGAUCACGGCGAGGAGACAACCACUGCCGCGACCGCGCCGUCCUCCACCGGCCAUCGUUGGACAUUUCACGGGCACGGCGGCAAGAACCCCGGUUCGAACAGCGGAUCUCCGCGAACGACCGGCCGGCGAUCCGGGAACCGCGGGCGUCGGUCGCGUUUCGUGGAGGGACAUAUGAACGACAGCGUGAGCGAGAAACCGCCGAGUAUCUUCCUCCGGGAUGCCAAUAGCAAGUCGGCUCGCGAGGGGCGCCAGCCCAGCCACAAAUCGUCUGGCAUCUUUCGAUUUGGGAAGGCCAUUGCGUCGGCGUUCAAUCCCUUCGGCGUGCUGCAUAAUGUCUCCGACAUCUGGAAGGGUCCCUCGGAGACGCAGAAGCCGGCGGAUGAUACGCUGGCGCGCGCGGAGAAGGCAUACGCAGAGUUGAAGAAGGCGGGAUACAAGGGCACAGUGAAGGGGAGUUACAUGCAAAGCGCGCAGGGAGCAUCAUCUCAUGACUUGCCGGAUCAGACGUGGAAGUCGAUACAGGAGAAGAUGGACUACAAGCCUGCGGGCCGUCAUUCACGCCAGAGUUCGGGUGAAGCUGGCGGCUCGAUUCGGAGCUCAUUCCAGGAGUUGCGAAAGGCCAGGUCAUCUCUGGGUAUUCCAGCCAUGUCUCUGAUCCCCGGGCGGCGAUCGGAUGAUGCUGAUUUCCCCGAAAUGCGGCGACAGAAGUCGCGCAAGGAGCUCCAGCGGCAAGCCAAACUACUGAAGCGAGUCAGUGAUCUCGAGGAGAAACUCGAACGCGCGCGUCGGGAGCUCCAGGAACUCAUGAGCGAGGAGGAUCUGCCGUCACAGAGUUACUGCGCGGAAAAGCCGUAUUCGCGGAAGUUUGUUCCCGGAACGCUGCCUUCGCUUCCGUCCGAGAGGAUUCUACAGCACCGGGCUGCAUCAUUACCUACAUCCGCAGUAGCCGCAUUGGCCUCGCCUCCGCAGGACGAAGACCAGGAAAUUGUAGAGCUUCCGUCCACGAAUGAGAAGCCGUUUAUCAACCAAACGACCCCUAGGCCGGCGAGCGCGUCCAAGGCGCAAUCCUUAACCGUGGACAGUUCCUCUCGCAAGCGCAAAUCUCCUGACCCUCAAUCUGCAAGGGCAGAGAAGAUGUCCCAGAAAAACAAUGCCGAUGCGUCGAACUCGAAAAGGAGUCCCGCGGCCAACGUGUCUUACUACGACACCGACCUCACCCCGUCUCGAAAGCCCAAACUACCCAAGAUGGUCCGACAGGACAGUCCCGGCUCUGUCGAACGCAAACAAACCCGCGAUCACGAGCAUCAAGAUGCCAACGGCGGCCGCUCACCGGGAGAAGACCGAGGACGACGAUCCGUCCAGCCGCUCCGAUCCCACAGCAAGCGAUCACCCUCGCAGCGCAGACGAGCAUCCAACUCCCGAAACCGCGGCACUGGUGUAACCGCGAAUGACACGCGAACGCCCUCUCUGCGCAUGAAGAAAGGCCGCGCCAACCUCCGCUGCGACUCCAACACCAUCACCGACGAAUUCAUCCUCCGCCACACCGAUCCCGAAGACAAAGAAAACCAGGACCAAGCUCAGACCCAGGCGCAACAACCCCAGCUAGACACCACCACCGUCACCAAGUUUUACAAUCAAGAGAACGAGGAACCUCUUCUUGACCCCGACCAGAUCACCCCGAGUCCGAGCCCCAGUCCCACCAAGCGAAGAGACCAAUCACGCUACAACCAAAGCUACAGCUAUAUCCCGCCCGUGCCUCCAAUCCCCAAGGACCUAGCCGCCACGGCGGCGAAAGUCGACCGUCGAUUAGCCAAUGAGAUGGGCAAGAAGCGCGAGGCACGGACGAAGAAGUAUCAUGGGCAGGGCCAGGAGAACGUUAUCUCCACGGAUGAAGCGUUCCGGUGGCCGGAUGAUAUCUUUUGA
Molecule: messenger RNA, 2205 nt
Organism: Aspergillus melleus
Lineage: Eukaryota; Fungi; Ascomycota; Eurotiomycetes; Eurotiales; Aspergillaceae
Product: putative nuclear RNA binding protein
Exons: 1
Coding region: 1-2205 (734 amino acids)
Source: RefSeq, a predicted model, not a curated record